AUGGACGAGAAGAACCACGAUGCACGACAUCUCUACGCCACUGCGCUUUUUCGCGAGGGUCAAACAUAUUCUGCGUUGCAUCUUGUAAAUAGACCGCCGGACGAUAUAUGUUCUGGAUGCCUGGAAAUCAAGGCGAAAUGCUGCACUGCUCUUGGGCGCCAUAGGCAGGCCCGAGAAGCGCUAGAGAGGACAGUGGCUGAUCCUCGUUAUACACCAUCCCUUGCCACAGGUAGUAGAAGCACGCAGCCCUUCCCUGAUGAAGCCGCCCUACAUUGCAGAGCUGGGACAAUGGCAUUGAAGGGCAAUCUACCCGAGGAAGCAGUGAUUAGCUUCCGUCGGGCAUUGGCGCUGAAUCCUUUUCUUUGGGAGGCCUUUGAAGGCCUAUGCGCUUUGGGUGCCUCCCCUCAUAUCGAUGAAUUAUUUCCCCCCCGACCCCAACCUACCCGACGAUUUCCAACGGAAGAGCCACAACAACCUAAACCCAUAAUGCCCACAACUACCGGUGCUGGCUUUUUUACCCCCGGCGCAGAGACGUCGGGCAAUCUCUUUCGUUGGGAUGUUGGGCAACCGCCAGCCUUCCGAAUGGGAGCUGCACCAUCUCGGCCGCGGGAUUCCAUCGCCACCAACGAGUCCUCAUUUUACCCUGUCGACACGCCAUUUCAGCCAAUACAUCGGAUAACACGGUCUCAACCUGUAGUUCCCACUCAACAGCCGCCUAUGUCUCGGCCACUCUCGUCUGCGGACGAGACAGGGCCGGUUGCGAAGAAACUGCGGUCAACAAGUCGACAACCGGAGGCUGCAGUGAGGGCUUCGAAGUCAAGCAAGUUGACUGACGAUACCUUGAAAAAGGCACGCGUCCGACCGGCCUUGACAUUUGCUAACUUCUUCUCAUCUUCCGGUCGUACCCAGCCUACGACGUCCUCUAGGACCUCCGCUGCUAUCGGAAAGAGCAAUCAAGUUGCUGGCCAUGGUGGUAUACCCACCCGAAGAAGUACGCGCUUGUUAAGCGGUACCUCCACGAAACAGGGACAUUCUAAGACUCUAUCGCGCGAUCGGCGACGACAGCCUGCACAACAACAUGCGAGGUCUGUUGAAUCGGAGAUAGAUGAAGAGACAGUAAACGUGGAAGAAGUCCCCUGUUCGCCUUCACCUUCCCUUCCCCAUUCACCGCGGUCUGAGGCCUCUCUAGCAUCUAGCACAUGGACAGCACACGAUCAAGCUACGCAGGAAACAUAUGAGUCAGACGCCGCUGAUCACUUUAUCUAUGACUUGAUGAGACGGUUCGCCAUAGCUUGGCGAGCCCUUUCCGUAUAUGAUGUACAGGGGUGCAUACAUGAGCUCGGACAGCUGCCUCAUGGACAACAGCAGUCCCCCGGUGUACUUGCAAUGGUCGGCAGGGCAAAUUAUGAACGGCUAGACUAUCCUUCGGCAGAGCGAGCCUUCAAAAGUGUCCGAGAGAAACAGCCCUAUCGACUAUGGGAUAUGGAAGUGUAUUCGACAUUGCUUUGGCAUUUACAACGAAACGUUGAACUGUCAUUCCUCGCGCAAGAACUUCUGAGCAUAAACCCUCAAUGUUCACAAGCUUGGAUUGCGGUGGGAAAUUUAUUCUCGCUGCAGAGAGAACGCACGCAAGCAUUGACCUGCUUCCGUCGAGCGUUGCAGAUGGAUCCAACGUGUGCUUACGCGUAUACGCUGAGUGGUCACGAGUCCAUAGACGAGGACGUCAAUAAGGCGGUGGGUUUCUUCCAGUCGGCCUUACGUGCUGAUCCUCGCCAUUACAAUGCUUGGUAUGGACUUGGGACGUGCUACCUGAGAAUGAGCAGGAUACGGCUCGCGGAGUACCAUUUCAGGAAAGCUUCAGAGAUCCAUCCAAACAACGUGGUGCUCCUUGGUUGCGUGGGUUUGGCUGUCGAAAGACGAGGAGACCGUGAGGGUGCACUGGCGAUCUUUGACCAGGCAAUACACCUUUGCCCUGAAAACGCACUUGUUCGUUAUCGUCGGGCCAAAAUCCUUAUCGCAGCGAAGAAGUAUCACGCGGCAGCGGAGGAUCUGGAAAGCCUGCGGAAGGUUGCGCCAGAAGAAGCGAAUGUGAUCUACCAGCUUGCGAAGGUAUAUCGCCUGAUGGGGAACGAGCUCAAGUCUGCACAGAUGCUAGCGCUGGCACGCGACAUUUCGCCCAAGAGCAUGCACAAGAUUAGCAAGCUUUUGGAUACGCUACGUGACGAGGGAGACCAAAUGGACGAAGGAUGA
Messenger RNA from Pleurotus ostreatus (oyster mushroom), 2250 nucleotides. It is a transcript of the gene CDC27, whose product is annotated as anaphase-promoting complex subunit cdc27. Gene Ontology annotation, biological process: cell division. The record is from RefSeq and is a predicted model, not a curated record. The coding region runs from base 1 to 2250 and encodes 749 amino acids. The transcript is spliced from 9 exons. Gene Ontology annotation, molecular function: protein binding. NCBI's taxonomy places the organism in Eukaryota, Fungi, Basidiomycota, Agaricomycetes, Agaricales, Pleurotaceae.